AUCAAAGGUGACAGCUUCCGGCAACUGAUGCCUCCACUGGCCACUCCUCCCUCCGUCCACCUGUCACUUCGGGUAGCUGGGAGGCCAGGUGAGGGGCGCGCACGGGGGAGGGGCGUGCAUAGUUGAGACAGAAACCCGGAAGACCCAACUGUGGCGCGGCACUGCUUGACCGAGGGGCUCCGGAGCCCAGCUGCACCGGCUGCGGUUUGAGCGCCCAGGGCCGGGGUGCGGGGUGGACCGCGGCGGCCCUUCGACCAAAGGUGCUUGAAGCUCGAGCCCAUUACUUUCUGUGGACUCUGACUCGAGCUGCAAAAGCUUUUCUGCACUGUUUUUCUCAUCUAUGUUAUGAAGAUAAUAAUUCCGGCCCUAACCGUAGUAUGCUUGCGAGAAUCCAACAAUAUGAUGUUUCUGAAAGCGCCGGCUGAACUAAGAGCGCGUGAAAUAGAAUGACAGACAGCUCUGCAAGAACGGAGGCCCUGUCUAUUUUGUACCCAGCUGUACGGUACUGGCGCCGAAAGACGUUCAAUAAAUACUUAUUGAAUGACGAAUACGCGUUAGGAGUUGGUAAAAUCUCUCAAGGCUUCACCUCCUCAGUGGGCUAGGUGCAAUUCUAACCAGGGGGCAAGUUUCCUUAGCUUUCCCUACGACCCCAGUUAGGCAGCUCAGGUUACUAUUGCAGCUUGAUGGCCCUUGGGACUCCAGGUUUUUGAGUGGACGUGGCUGCUACUGCAGCAGGUGAUCCACCAACCAAGUUCUCUAUCAGGGUAAUGUUAAGAAUAAACCUUGGCCGGGCGCGGUAGCUCACGCCUGUAAUCCCAGCACUUUGGGAGGCCAAGGUGGGUGGAUCACCUGAGGUCAGGAGUUCAAGACCAGCCUGGCCAACAUGGUGAAACCCCGUCUCUACUAAAAACACGAAAAAUUAGCCGGGUGUGGUGGCACGCGCCUGUAAUCCCAGCUACUCGGGAGGUUGAGGCAGGAGAAUCACUUGAACGCGGGAGGCGGAGGUUGCAGUGAGCCAAGACUGCUCCAUUGCACUCCAGCCCGGGCAACAAGAGUUAAACUCCAUCAAAAAAAAAAAACAAAAAACGAAUAAGCCUUUAUGAGAAAUUUUCUCUCCUACCAAAUAAUAACAAUAACAGCUUUCAUUUAAAAAAAAUGGAACCUUUUUCCUGUGACACUUUCGUGGCAUUACCUCCAGCAACAGUCGAUAACAGGAUUAUUUUUGGAAAAAAUUCAGAUAGACUCUAUGAUGAAGUACAAGAGGUGGUUUAUUUUCCUGCUGUAGUUCAUGAUAACCUGGGAGAACGUCUUAAGUGUACAUAUAUAGAAAUUGAUCAAGUUCCUGAAACAUAUGCUGUUGUCCUGAGUCGCCCAGCGUGGUUGUGGGGGGCAGAAAUGGGAGCCAAUGAGCAUGGAGUUUGCAUUGGGAAUGAAGCUGUAUGGGGAAGAGAAGAAGUUUGUGAUGAAGAAGCACUAUUAGGAAUGGACCUUGUCAGACUUGGCCUUGAAAGAGCUGAUACAGCUGAAAAAGCCCUCAAUGUCAUUGUUGACUUACUAGAAAAAUAUGGCCAGGGUGGAAAUUGCACAGAGGGUAGAAUGGUAUUUAGCUAUCACAACAGUUUCCUGAUAGCUGAUAGGAAUGAAGCCUGGAUUCUGGAGACUGCAGGGAAGUACUGGGCAGCAGAAAAAGUACAAGAGGGAGUUCGUAAUAUUUCUAAUCAACUUUCCAUAACAACCAAGAUUGCCCGGGAACACCCAGACAUGAGAAACUAUGCUAAGCGGAAAGGUUGGUGGGAUGGUAAAAAGGAGUUUGAUUUUGCUGCAGCAUAUUCCUAUCUUGACACAGCCAAGAUGAUGACUUCAUCAGGCAGAUACUGUGAGGGCUACAAGCUUCUAAAUAAGCACAAAGGAAAUAUAACUUUUGAAACAAUGAUGGAAAUUCUUCGAGAUAAACCAAGUGGCAUUAAUAUGGAGGGAGAAUUCCUGACCACUGCAAGCAUGGUUUCUAUUUUACCUCAAGACUCCAGCCUUCCUUGCAUUCACUUCUUUACAGGGACUCCUGAUCCUGAGAGAUCUGUUUUUAAGCCUUUCAUAUUUGUGCCACAUAUUUCACAACUAUUGGAUACCAGUUCACCAACAUUUGAACUUGAAGAUCUAGUUAAAAAGAAAUCACAUUUUAAGCCUGACAGAAGACACCCACUCUACCAAAAACAUCAACAGGCAUUGGAAGUAGUAAAUAAUAAUGAGGAAAAAGCCAAAAUAAUGUUGGACAACAUGAGGAAACUGGAGAAAGAACUAUUCAGAGAGAUGGAAUCAAUCCUUCAAAACAAGCAUCUUGAUGUGGAGAAAAUUGUUAAUCUCUUUCCUCAGUGUACAAAAGAUGAAAUUCAAAUUUAUCAGUCAAAUUUAUCAGUCAAAGUUAGUUCUUAGUGAUCAUAUGGUCAGCUAAUAUUAGUUCUUAGUGAUCAGUGGUCAGUAAUCUUCAAAGUCAGAAUCUAUCACCUUGGUAAAUUAUAUAAACCUAACUUGAGCAGAUCUGAUUAUUCUUGGAUAGUAUUCAAGUGGUAUCUUGACUAUUAAACUACGUAUAGUGUUGCUGAAAUAGAAAGAAAACAGCAUUGGAAUUGGAUUCAUGUAUCGUGGGAUACAGGUGUUAUUUCAGGUGAUGUACUUGCAUUAUUUUCUUUAGCCAUAGUAACUUUUUGUCACAAUAACUAAGUAUUCAAUUAUAUAUAAAGAGUGAAACAUUAAAAUGACGCAUGGAUUUAUAUUUAUUAUAAUUAUGUAGUACCCUCAAAUCAUUUUGUCAGUUACAUCAAGAAAGCAGAUUUUUCUUUAGUCAUGAAAAAUAUCUCAAGUGGUAAGUUGUUUGUGCUUUAGGCAAACAUUAACCAGCUCUAACAAGAAAAAUGUCUAGAUUUACACAUUGUCAAUACAGUAUAUUAGUUCUGCAAAUGCACUUUUGUUAAACUCAAACAUGCUCUUUGUCAAGACUUGGCUAACCAGUGAGCUUGUAGCUCUGAUUAUCUAGCAUUUUUAGGGUCAUUCUCCUUAAUAGGCUUUUAUGUUAAUAAGAUAUAUUUUUAGAAGAGCUUGUUUGGGAGAUUAGAGAAUAAGAUAAAAGAACCAAAACCUUAGGAUAUACUGUUUCUGGGUCUGAAAUCUCUCUCAUUGUUUACUUCUGUUCACUCAGUGAAAACAGAAACAAGAAUGAGGUAGUGGCAAUGAAAUAGAAUUAUUAGUAUAUUAUGAACAUUAUAACAUUUUGAACACUAUAAUGCAUUAUAUAUUAUGAACUUUUAUGAACUUUAUACAUGAGUAAUAGCUUCCUAAAGUUUAUAAAACAUUGUUUAGGUUACAUAAAGAUUACCAAGUAAGACUCAAAAUUGCAAAUAUAAACAAAAGAAAAAUCCAACUGAAAAUAACACUAAGUAUUUUUGAGUUCCUAGAAUGUCCAUUUUGGUAUUUGGUUACAUUAUCAUAUUUACUAGUCACUAUCAGCACAAUUAGGUUAAUAAAGAAGUGGGUCAUUAUAUUCAAAGAGUGCUCAGGAAGUUAUGUGUUCAAAGUUCUCUCAUAAAUACCAUCGUCUGCCUGAUACUGCUCUUGUCUAAUAGAGGGUUGACAUUACAAAAGAAAAGAUGUCUGACUCAAGAACUCAGUUGAUUCUGUUUGCCUUAAGUUUGGUUCAGUGAUAGGCUGUCUUCUAACCCCUAUACUCCUCUUCUCUCCUUUAAUAGAUGAGGAAACUAAGGGCAAACAGUUCGUUACACUUACGGGAAUCUUAUUUCCCUCUCUAGGGGCAGCAUGUUUUCACCUUCUCCUUUGCUGCCACCUUGGCCUAAACUAGCACCGUCUUUUAGCUAGACCAUUGCGUUAACUGUUCUCCUACACCCAUUUUUGUUCUUUAUUUCCACCCACAUGAGUCACUGCAGCCAAUCUAUUACAAAUUUAAAUCUGAUUAUGAAUUCCCCUCCUAAAACUCUUUUUUAAAAGAGACUUUAUUUUUUGGAGCAGUUUUAGGUUCACAGCAAAAUUGAACAGAAAGUACAGAGUUCCAAUACAGCCCCUAUCAGCAUACAUGCAUAGCCUCCCCCACUAUCAACAUCCCAGCACCAGAAUGGUACAUUUGUUAGAAUCAAUGGCCCUACAUUGACACAUUAUCACCCAAAGGCCAUGGUUCAAGUUAGAGAUCACUCUUGAUGUAGUACAUCCUAUGGGCUUUGAUAAUUAUAAAAUGACAUGUAUCCACCAUUAUAGUAUUAUACAGAGUAGUUUCACUGCCCUAAAAAUCUUCUGUGUUCUGCCUAUUUAUCCCACCCUCCCUCCAACCCCUGGCAACCACUGAUCUUUUUACUGUCUCCAUAGUUUUGCCUUUUCCAUAUGUCAUAUCAUUGGAAUCAUACAGUAUGUGACCUCUUAAGAUUGUCUUCUUUAACUUACUUAGUAAUAUCCAUUUAAGGUUCCUGCAUGUCUUUUCAUGACUUGAUAGCUCAUUUCUUUUAGUGCUAAGUAAUAUUCGAUUGUCUGAAUAUACUACUACUGAAGGACAUCUUGGUUGCUUCCAAGUUUUGAAAAUUAUGAAUAAACCUGCCGUAGACAUCCA
Messenger RNA from Homo sapiens (human), 4606 nucleotides. RefSeq names its product secernin 3 (gene SCRN3). Lineage: Eukaryota; Metazoa; Chordata; Mammalia; Primates; Hominidae. Gene Ontology annotation, biological process: proteolysis; detection of temperature stimulus involved in sensory perception of pain. Gene Ontology annotation, molecular function: dipeptidase activity; cysteine-type exopeptidase activity. Bases 1156 to 2430 code for a protein of 424 amino acids. The record is from RefSeq and is marked validated. The transcript is spliced from 8 exons.